CUCAACCAGGACUCCAGAUGCAGACCGCUGAGGCAGUUAGUUGCCAGCAAUUCUCCAGUAUUGUAUCUCUGUUCUGUGCGGGCUGUGACGAUAAUGAGUUGUGUGUAUUUGGUGUCUUAAAUCCUUCGUGCUACAGAGAAUCCAGGCAGCAACACUGAUGCCAACAUACAGCACGACCUUGGUCGAUAUGCGCCUAUUGGCGUGGCUGGUUCUCUGCGCCUGCGCCGUCGCAGCGGCCACACAAUCACACAAUGUGACCCGCCGUGAGUCGGGCUCAGGGCCCCAAAAACGUGUGGUAUGCUACUAUACUAACUGGUCGGUGUACCGGCCUGGCACCGCGAAGUUCUCCCCACAGAACAUCAACCCCUAUCUCUGUACACAUCUCAUCUACGCGUUUGGAGGUCUUACAAGGGAGAACAGCCUUCGACCCUACGACAAGUAUCAAGACAUCGAGCAAGGUGGGUAUGCCAAGUUCACGGGCCUCAAAACGUACAACAAGCAGUUGAAGACGAUGCUUGCAAUUGGCGGCUGGAACGAGGGUUCCACUCGCUUCUCCCCGCUCGUGGCGGACGAGGAGAGGCGAUCCGAGUUGGUGCACAACGUGGUGCGCUUCUUGAGGCAGAACCAUUUCGACGGACUGGACCUCGACUGGGAAUAUCCGGCCUUCAGGGACGGCGGCAAACCGCGGGACAGAGAGAACUACGCGCUUCUCGUGCAGGAACUGCGUGCAGAAUUUGACCGUGAAUCCGCAAAGACAGGAAGACCUCGACUUCUUCUCACAAUGGCAGUGCCCGCGGGCAUCGAAUACAUUGACAAAGGCUAUGACAUUCCGAAGCUGAACAGGUACUUGGACUUCAUGAACAUCCUAAGUUACGACUACCACUCUGCUUUCGAGCCCGCCGUUAAUCACCACUCACCGCUCUACCCGCUGGAAGAGGACUCUGAGUACAACUUCGAUGCCCAGCUUAGCAUCGACUACACAAUAAACCACUACGUGAAACUGGGUGCUGACAGAGACAAGUUGGUGCUUGGAAUACCAACAUACGGGCGCUCCUACACGCUCUACAACCCGCUCGCCACAGAGAUCGGUUCUCCUGCUGAUGGCCCCGGGGAACAGGGUGACGCCACGAGGGAGAAGGGAUAUCUCGCGUAUUACGAGAUCUGCGAGAACCUGCAGUCAGAUGGCUGGAAGGUGGAGCACCCUAACCGCAACGCCAUGGGACCUUACGCUUACAAGGGCAACCAAUGGGUUGGCUACGACGAUAUUGACAUCGUCAAGCUCAAAUCGCAGUACGUGAGUGAGAACGGACUGGGUGGCAUCAUGUUUUGGUCUAUCGAUAAUGACGAUUUCCGUGGGAAAUGUCAUGGGCGCCCGUACCCACUGAUAGAAGCGGGCAAAGACGCUCUGCUGGCGAGCUCGGGGACAUCUAACGACGUUGUGUCAGUGGCGCCGACGCGAGGCCACAGCAAAACGCGCCCGAAACAUCCGUCCAGUAACAGCAGCAGUUCGGGGAACAGCAGUGGACGGCAGGGUCCUCAGGGUGGCCCCCACACCCACAAGAAACGUCCCUCUAGCAGGCGUCAACACGACAAGCCCACUCGCAGUACCACGUCCAGAGCCAGCACAACUACCACCACCCCAGCUUACAGCUACCCGCAGACAACACCAGAGCCCCCCACUACACCCGAUCCUGGCAGCGAUUUCAAGUGUAAGGACGAGGGAUUCUUUCCGCACCCACGCGAUUGUAAGAAGUACUUCUGGUGCCUGGACAGCGGUCCCUCCAACCUGGGUAUUGUGGCCCACCAGUUCACCUGUCCUUCAGGCCUGUUCUUCAAUAAAGCAGCCGAUUCUUGUGACUAUGCCCGUAAUGUCGUGUGCAAGAAGAAGUCAGGGGAAACAGGCUCCAGUACUACCAAGGCCCCCCCGAUCACCGCUGCUACCAGCCGCACGACACGCAUCGGCUCUUCCACGGCCACCACAACGACCUCAACAACUACAGCUGCACCUCAGCCUGCAGCAGAGCAAGAGGAAUAUGAAGAUGAAUAUGACGAGGAGGGGGAGGAGGAGGUGGAUGCAGAAGAGGAUCCACAGGCGAUCAAGGAGCUCAUCAAUUUGAUCAAGAAACUAGGGGGAGUGGAACAGUUGGAGAAACAGUUACAUCUUCAGGACUCAGACCAGGACAAGUCAGGACAAGUGACUUCAGGGUUCAGUCGCAGCCUUUACGACCGUGUCUUGAGCCGGAGUAAUGCCCGUGGCAACAGCGCGUUCAGUGGCGGCUCCUCAACCACUCCCAGAUACACGUCCUUGUACAGAAACCGACCAGUGAAACCACAGAACGAAGGUCUGGAAGGUCUAGAAGAAGUGAAGGCGGUCCGAAGAGAAAAGCCACAAUACGUCACGAUUAAGAGGGACAGACCUGCAACUCCUGAACCAGAGGACUUGGAAGACGAAGAAGAGGAAGAUGAAGAAGAGGACGUGCUGCUUCCGGAGGACGAGAGAGAAGGACGUGAAGAUGCAAAAUCGCAGAGCAACCCCGUAGAGUACGUAACAAUACGACGGGCGCGACCCCUCUCCUCUGCUGCCGCCGACAUAACAACCCCAAGGUAUAUCACCAUUCAGCGAUCAAGGAAGCCAGUAUCAGAACCGGAAGUAGACGACACCGCAAGAGAUGCCGAUGUUCAAGACAUUACAACAGAAAUCAGACCGGUAUAUACGACCACAACUGAGAGAGAGCCUGAAACAAGGGUCCAGAUUGUGACACCGGUCAAAACACUUGCCACAGAAAAGCCGACAGGAUACAGGAAAGUUAGCAGGAAUGGGGGUCACGAGACUACCACUGCGGAACCUGAUCAGAAGGUGAGUGCAAGAGGAUUCAGGCACAAACCGUCAGAAUCUGUCAUAGGCAUAUACCCGCAGUAUGUAGACGUGACGAGCAUUGGAAGGCGUCGUCACAGCACGACGCCACAAACAGAACUCGAUAGAGCGCCAGUGUCACCUCUUCAAGAACCACUCCCACACAUUCAAGUCAAUAGCAUUACUAGAAGACGAAAUAUAAAUCAUAACAAUGACCUUAAAAUUUCCCAACUUACUGAACCUUCUGUAGCUCGACCUGUACCUGGCACCGCCAUUCCUGAAGACACAAUGUUUACCAUAACACCUGACAGAUAUCAUUCCAAAUAUACAGAUAUUCCCCUGCGUAGUGGUGGCACAGUUUCCGAUUAUUCGGAUAUUCCUACAACUGAAAAGCUGGAAACAAAUAAUCAAAAACACGAAGAUAAUGAUUCAAUUUACAGAAAACGAGACGGUACGUUGCGUAGCACUGACAUCCAAUCUAAUGGAAAUCGGUCACCGGAAACAAACAUCGAUUCUAAUGUCGAAACAACUCCUCCUCCAACAACGACACCUGUAAAUUUCAGAGAAGCAACCCCUCAAGUCCCAUCAAUUCCAGACACAAUUCCUCCGCCAACAACUACGAGGUUUACUCCUACAUUAACGAGAAUUGUUACUUCAGUAACAGAGUCCGGUACUACAGAACGUCAAAUAAUUGCUGUCAAUAGAGUUCCUUAUAUAGCUUUAGCUGCUCUGAGAGGACAAACGGUGUAUCCUGGUCCUUUGGUAUACAACAGGCAUUCAAUAGUUCCAACUGAAGAAACGAUACUUCACAAAACUACAUCAUUGGCAAUUCCCGUUCAACCGGAAUCCACGACUAAGAGUUUAGCGGAAAAAAACACGAUUUCGUUGACAAUACAGGGCAAGCCGAAACUAGAAAAGGUAAUGGAAGUUAACAGAAUAACACUUGUUACCUUGAAAGAAGAGAUGUCACUUGGGACUACACGGGCAAUGUCCGGAAACGAAACUACAGAACGAAUAUUUUCUCAGGGAAAGUCAGAUAAAGCAACGGAUAAAUUAAGCCAAGUGACUCAAAUGAAAAAUGUUACGGCUGUUGGUGGCAGCCUAACCGUUGCUCCAGCUGCUAACUACACGACUGACAUGUCACGAGAGAUAUUCGCUAGUUUUUCCACACCUCCAAUCUCUUUAGAAGAAACGACGCACCUUGAAAAUGCCAUAGAUGUUCAGGAUGAAAUUCUCUCUGUAAAAUCUCACAAUCCUCCCACCACUAGUAGCUCUAGUCUGGACACUUUUAGCACAGAUACACCGCCGGUUACUGAACAGAUACUUUCAAACGUUACUUCGAAACAAACCGAUUCGGUUGACGAGGCUAGUUCUGUUGGUCCACUUAAUAAUAGAAGGCGUCCGAAUUCAGGCAGGAAACCGGGAAUAGAUGACUUUAGGAGACGAAGAAUCAGGCCUACAUUCUCGACUAAAUCUGCCGAGGCAAUAGCUUCAAGUACUCCAUCAACGAUUUCCCAAAACAGAAGAGGGCAACGGAAAAGACCUCGUCCAUAUCGGCCAACAUCGACGACAGUAGCCGAUGAAGAAGCGAGGGUGUUGCCAGAUCCAGAUGACUCGAGUGCGAAACAUGGAGCUGUUAGUGCUGAUCAAAAUAAUGGGCACAGAAGAACGUUUAUCCCAAAAAGAGGCCAACGAAGAAGACCACGACCGGAUGUUCCAACUUCCACGUCAACAAAUCCAGAUGAAUUGAUAAAUCCGUUACAAAAUACCGGAGGUGAAAACAUUGUUCUGGUAACUGAAAAUAUUGCCAACAAAACAGUUGGUUUCAUUCCAAAGAGAGGAAACAGAAGAAGGGGAACAACCCAGAAGCCAACAACAGAAACAUCAAACCUAACAAGUGCAACAACACUGAGAGAUGAGAACGGAACUUUGUCAACAGGUGCCAAAAAACUGAAAGACACGGAUAAAUUGUUUUCAGUUCUUUCCACGGACCCAAAUAUGCCUGAUUCCUCUGACAGCAUUAAAUCAAGCACACAGGGUGUAGAUACAUUCAUCUCAGAGCCUAAGUCAGUGUUUGAUCCCGAAGAGAAUCAUAGGUAUAUAAGUAAUUCAACCGAAUCAAACUUGAAAUCAGAACUUUCAGAUCAUAUCGAAGUGAGCACCAUUAGACAUUCCCAUAGAACGGGGUCGUUUCCUUUACGUAACACUUCCCCAUAUUCAGAACUUCUUUUACAUUUAACUUCUGAUUUAAAUAGUACAGAAAACGCCACAGAGGAAGGAGAUCCACAAGCAAAGGAAAUGACGUCUAGUCCUUCGUCAACACUUGCAAAUACAGAAUCUGUAACACCAUCUUCCACCAAAGCCAGUAGUUCGGCAUCAGAUAAGAGUGGGGCAGCGGGGAGUGACAGGGUGCGAAUUAAGAAAAGACGUAGACGUCCUCAGCCAGCACAAAAUGGGAACACACUAGAAGAAUCAGCUCGUGAGAGGAAGGUGCUUUCUGGAAAUGAAGUGCAUAAUGACAUUCAGGUGUCAGACUUGAAUGCAGGCAGGAAUAUUUCCAGCAGUACUCCUGAGGAGAAUGCAGUUACUCCAUUCGCCACAGCGGCAUUGCUCGGAAGAGAAGACUACGAAAUCAGAACCCCCAGCUCAAUCGGUGAGUUCGUUACCACUGUGGACAGAGAAGGGAAACACGUGGUGAAGAUAUCUGUUUUAAAUGAUCCCAACAGUAUAGCAGCUCCAAUCAAGAAAAGCGAAUCUUUCAGUGACAGGGGCAACAGCGAUGACGACAACCUGACAGCGCAUAACCCUUCAAACAAUUAUGAAAAAUCCUCCUACGAUUCUGAACUAACUACUGUCGAAAACAGUGACUUGAAUACUGACGGUAGUGGCUAUGCAACGGAAAAUGAAGGAAGAAACUCUAUUUAUCCUCCCUCAGAUUCUUCGGGGCCACGUUCUGAAGAUUAUGACACUUCCCUAACUUCUUCAGUAGACUUCCAAACCGAAGGCCACGGUGAGGGAAUAUCCCAUGUGAAUUCUUCAAAUGCUUCAACGAGACAGAAUCCUAAAAAAUAUUUUAUUACCAGUGUUGAUUUCACAGCAGAUCCAGCAGAUGAGCAAACUUUAGGUUCAACAGCAGCCACAGACAAGAACAAACAGGGUUCUGCUAACCCCGAGGGCAAGACAAGACAUCUGGGAAGAAGGAAACGGCCUAGUAGCACAACAGAGGGACCUCAAGUGCUGAGUGAGGUGGUCACAACGACGGCGCGGAAUUUUCGACGUCCAACGGGGGCGUUGUAUAAUCCUAACAGAGUUCGUCUGCGCUCCACGACGUCUACCACUACCACCACGACGGAGACACCUGCGUCUUCCACAGGUCCUGAGCAGGAGCGCCGUAAGCCCGGAGCCAGACUGGUAAGGCGCAGAAAGUACGGUCCGUCCGCCAACAGAACGGCAGACAGCGAUGCUACGGCCUCUGAAGUUAAGUCUUCAGACGCUUCUAACAACGCCCCAACGGACAAAGACGGUUCUGGUGGACGGGUAAGGAAAUUCAGUUUUCCAAGACGCCGCACCACAACAACGGCGCCCCCAGUGACCACGAGGCCGGUAGCAGUGACGACGUUACCCACAAGCGGCGCCCCCGAGGAGACUCAAAGUGACAUAGAGCUCAUGGAGUCCAAAGAGCAUAAAUUCACAGAAGCAGAGGCGGAAGCGGAACUGACGACCACCAAGCUUCCGGACCUCGCAAACUCAGCAGUGGUCGCCAUCCACAACCUAGCGACGGUGCCUCCCACGACUCAGCCCACACCGGAAGUAGUCAAAAGUACACGUACAAGCCUCACAACAGCGAGAUCAUCAUCAACGACAAGUUCAACACCUGCCGCGUCUCGUCUGUUUCCUCGUCGAGGGUCUGCAGUGUUCGCCAGCGAGGAACCCCCACCAUCACCGUCACCAUCUCCAAGGAGUCUACCUGGUAGCGUCUCCCUCAAGCCGCGUCCUUUCUCAAAGACCACGGCAGCCCCCGUCUUCGAGACAGAUACGCAUGCUAGAACGCCAAAACCCCGACCGCUACCUGUUAUAGAUUAUGAAUACUAUGACGACGAAGAAGGGAUCUUGGAUGUGGCGCCUAUUUCAGGGAAAGUUAAGAUUCAUUCCGACGGUUAUAUUGAAUGCCUAGACCGUGGAAAUUUCCCACAUCCUUUCUCUUGUAAGAAAUUUAUCUCGUGUGCCAAGAUGGAAAAUGGUGAACUUCUAGGGUGGGAAUAUACUUGUCCCAGACAAUUAUCAUUUGAUCCCAUUGGCGGUAUCUGUAACUGGUCUGCAGGGCUCGGCUGUAAGGAGUGAGUGUUGUGCUACUGAAGAACUUCCUGAAGCCGUUAUCAAACAGAAACACAGCUUCAAGAGCUGGAGUUCAUGUCUUCGAUUAUACCAAAUGGACGCACUGCGAAUGUACAUGAAAUGUGUAUAUAUAUGCAUCUAGAGGAAACAUUCUUGAUUCACAGAUUCAGGAAGACAACUCAAAAUAUCUGUUGCCGUUUUCUUGAUCGUUAUGUUUCCGAGAUUGUGAUACACACACACUGAGGUUUAAUGAACAAACUUCUCAGUUGAAUAGAUCGCAAAAAAAAAAAAAUAAAGGAAAACUAUGGUAAGCAGACAAAAUCUCAUAUAAUAACCCAUAUGUAGGCCGCGCCACAGCUCAAGCGGUUAGUCGCUGGCUUCCCACAGCGGCGACCCGGGUU
Molecule: messenger RNA, 7590 nt
Organism: Cryptotermes secundus
Lineage: Eukaryota; Metazoa; Arthropoda; Insecta; Blattodea; Kalotermitidae
Gene: Cht6
Product: mucin-12
Exons: 19
Coding region: 158-7195 (2345 amino acids)
Biological process (GO): chitin catabolic process; carbohydrate metabolic process
Cellular component (GO): extracellular region
Molecular function (GO): chitin binding; chitinase activity
Source: RefSeq, a predicted model, not a curated record